GCGCCCGCCCAAGCAGGUAGUAGCUUGCUGAGCACGCCGCAUUCCAGCCAGCUGUUCUUCGAGUCUCUCUAUAUAAACCCACACAGCACACAAGGCUCUGGUUCCGAGCAGAGACGUCACCUCCCCCAUUUCGAACGCCAAACUCCUCUCCUCUCCCCUCCCCCUCUCCGCUUUCCCGUACCAUGGCAGACAUGAAGCAAGAGGAGGAUGAGCUAGCCGUGGAUCCCGGUGUCGGUGCUGUGUGCGAUCCUGUGACGAAGCUGCGGUUCGAAGCGAUCGUCUGCCUCCUGGAUAGGAUUCCGAUCACGCUGCAGCAGAUCGACAUGUUUGGCCAGGACGUGGCGUUCCGCACGAAGAGAAUUGGCAACAUAGAGGCGUUGCUCGACUUCCUCAAAGGAAGCGCGGCCGCGACAUGGGGAGCGCGCGCCGGCGCCGGCGAGCCGAUCGAUGCGUCGUCGCCGGAGCUUCACCGUCUGGUGGAGGAUGCAGAGACAGCUUACCGCGACGUCCGCGGCCUCCAACCCAGAAUGGUCGUGCAAAUGCCCCGCGUGUUCCACAAGGUGUGUCUCCCGAAGCUGCACCAGCUGCUGGUCAUCGCGCGCCGCCUCCUCGCCCAGAACGUGGCGCUCCGCCGACUUCUCCUUCAGUAGCCAGUGGGCUGUGACGUCUCUCCCAUGGCGUUGGCCGAGGCCGCUGUAAGUUCGGACGACUUCGAGCGGCACGGCCGCAACAAGGUCGUCAUAGACGAGUUCGGCUACGAGGACCUGCUGCGCCGCCGCCACACCGGCCACGAGUCGCAGAACGAUGCGGACGACGCAGAGCAGCACGGCCGCGAGGUCAGAGAAGGCGAGUACGAGGACCUGAUCCUGAUGCGCCACCGCGACACCAGCCACGAGUUGUUGCAGGAUGAUGCGCGCCGGCGCCGCGCGGAUGCAGAGGCAGAGCAGCAAGGCGGCGACGGCGAGGUCAGAGAUGAGUACGAGGACUACCUGUGUCGCCAGCUCGGCGCCGUCUACAGCGGGCCCGAUCAAAUCUACGAGCACGACAUGCGAGGUCCGGAACCAGCACACUCGCCAAACACGCCCGACCAGAUCUACGUCCCCUGCGAAAGGAUGCUUCCCUACCCAAGCAACUGCGACAACGCCGAGGACCGGAUUCAUAUGGCAUGUCUUGCUCUCAAGAACCUGGUAAAAGACAUGGAAGGAAUCUACUCUCCUCGAGGAACCUUGUGGCAGUAUCUGGAGGACGUCAUCUCUCUUGCGCAUGCUCUGUUUCUGGAGAACACCAAGCUCCACCGGUUCACUGAUCAGGCUUCGCACCAGGACUUGCCGUUGCAGCCGCCGCAGGGCUUCCCAUUUCAACAGCAGCCGCAGCACGAUGGCUACCAGCAGCCGGGCGUCCCGUUCCAGCAACCGCAGCAAGGUGGCUACUACGGCCACGGCCAGGGCAUCAUGUUUCAGCGAGGUGGCUACCUCCAGGAUGUCCCGUUCCAGCACUGGCAGUGGCAGCAGGGUGGUUACGGACAAGGCUUCAUGUUUCCGCAGGCUCAGCAUCAAGGUGGCUACGGCCAAGGUUUCCUGUCCGAGCAGCCGCUGCCCGGUGACCCCAGCUUCAUGAACAUGCAGGCUCCUUACGACGGCGACGGGGGAGUCCUGUUCCAGAAGCCGCAGCACUAUCACCAUGGGCAUGUUCCGAGCGAGAAGGGCGCUAUUCAGCAGGCCAAGGGGAAGCAGAAGAUGCGGGAACCAAAAACUGUCAUGUGCCCGGACUGGUGCAGAACCGGACAUUGUUCCUCUGGUGACGGGUGCGAAUAUGCUCACAGUCAAGACGAACUGCGGGUAAUCGACGCCCGCCCCAAGUACAGAACAGAGCCGUGCCGUUACUGGCUAGCUGGGAAAGGGUGCUGGUAUGGGGACAAAUGCCGGUACAAGCAGCACCGAUUAGCUCGGGAGCCACUGUAUGUCGAUCCAUUCUUGACAGGAGUUGUGGUCGAUCUAGUCUGACAUAGAUGAUACAGCAUUGCACUCUGCAACAGAUCCAGCCUUGUACAGCGUGAAGUUUUAACCUUCGAGACCUUCAGUCCAGUCGUUGCUGAUUAGACCGGUAAUGCUGCUUCUCUGCUUGCACCAAAAGCGAAUGUUUGCCCUCAGUUUCUUUUUGAUGACUGUAUGGGCUGUCAUGUUCCAACUUCGUUUUGUCCAACUCUCUGAUACUAUCAAGUUUUUGAAGUCUGGCAUCGGUGAUCUAGCCGAAAGUUUUCUAGUCUGAAGAUUUUGCAAUGCUGUGUGUCGGUUGAAAUGUUUGCUUGGAGAGGAGUGUGGUAAGAAGGGAUUGUCUUGGUAGCUUGGAUUGAAGUAUAUAUACUCUGCUUCCGCUGAGGGCAUCGCUCGUGUUCAUCUCCUAUUGA
Oryza sativa Japonica Group (Japanese rice) is the source of this 2407-nucleotide messenger RNA. Its product is annotated as putative zinc finger CCCH domain-containing protein 57. Lineage: Eukaryota; Viridiplantae; Streptophyta; Magnoliopsida; Poales; Poaceae. The record is from RefSeq and is a predicted model, not a curated record. Gene Ontology annotation, molecular function: mRNA binding; metal ion binding.